Messenger RNA from Schistosoma curassoni, 318 nucleotides. The record is from the annotation of a GenBank genome assembly. Lineage: Eukaryota; Metazoa; Platyhelminthes; Trematoda; Strigeidida; Schistosomatidae.
AUGGCCAUAGUAACGAGGUUAAUGGAUAAUGAUCCUAAAACCUCAGUGCGAUAUGUUUUGUCGUACCUCAUUACACCUGAGGUUGCCAGUAAUUUCACGCUACUUGGCACUUCUUUAAAACGAGCACUUCAGAAAUGCCGGCUUUACGGCUGCUUACGAAGUGCAUUAACCAAUCGCUUUUUGUCAUCAUCUGUCAACGAAAAAGACCUUGCGAAACUGUAUGAUAUCACGACACAAGAUUAUUUUCACGACGUCAGAGACAAAUUGGUAAAGCGUAAAAGGAGGAAACAAGGACAGGUAUGUACUAAUUUAAAGUGA